Messenger RNA from Alternaria postmessia, 984 nucleotides. RefSeq lists its product as uncharacterized. The record is from RefSeq and is a predicted model, not a curated record. Bases 1 to 984 code for a protein of 327 amino acids. The transcript has 3 exons. Gene Ontology annotation, molecular function: arylformamidase activity. NCBI's taxonomy places the organism in Eukaryota, Fungi, Ascomycota, Dothideomycetes, Pleosporales, Pleosporaceae.
AUGGCUAAACAAGAAUAUAACUUUCCAGCAUUCGAUGACCUGCCAAAGGUGAAGGAUAUGCCACAAGGCAGCAUAUGGGGUUUCUUCGACAAGAAUGGAGAGAAAGACGAAGUCGGAACUAUUAACCUUCUCACUUCGGAUGUCGUGAAAGCCGCUUCCAAGGAGAUCAGCACCGGCGAGCACAUCCAACUUGAUUGGGAACUUCACAACGUCCAGUUUCCAGGCUUCAACCGAAAAGAAUUGGAGCAAAAGCAGAUCGACUUUGCAGAAUUCUCCAACUUCUGCGCUAAUGAUGAUGAGCUUCACAUCAACACGCAAGCCGGCUCGCAGUGGGAUAGUCUAAAGCAUUUCGCGCAUCAAGCGAGCGGCAUGUACUACAACGGUCUCUCACAUAAGGAGGCAGCUAAGAGCGUCACGAACGGUACGCACAAGUGGUGCGAAAGAGGUGGUAUCGUUGGAAGAGGUGUUCUAUGUGACUGGCUGAGUUGGUAUGAAGAGAAGAAGGGGAAAGCACCAAGCCCGGUAUCGAGACAUGAGAUUCCAAUUGAGGAGAUAGAAGAGACGCUAAAGUGGCAAGGCAUUACGCUGAAGCAGGGUGAUAUUAUGAUGAUACGAAGUGGUUACGUGAGAUGGCAUAACAAUGCCAACGAAGCGGAGCGCAAGAGUGGUACGCGUGAUAACAGUGUCGCCAUCGGUCUUCAGGCCAACGAGAAGACUGUCAGAUGGCUCUAUGACCGUCACUUCUCCGCGAUCGUUGGCGAUACUGUUGCUUUCGAAGCCUGGCCACCGAAGUUCGAGGAGGGGUGGUGCCUUCAUGAAUGGCUCCUCGUUCACUGGGGUACCGCUAUCGGUGAGAUGUGGGACCUUGAGAAGCUUAGCCAAAGGUGCAAAGAGAUGGGCAGGUAUACUUUUUUCUUGACCAGUGCGCCACUGCAUGUUAGGGGCGGCAUCGGAAGCCCACCAGGAGCUAUCGCUAUCUUUUAG